AGGGAAACAACGGACAAAUUUAGAGGGUUAGUUGUCAAGGUAACGAUACGUGACGUCUCAGGUUUGUUUUACGGGACAUCAUGGAUGAUGAUGGGGAUGCUAUAUCCUCCCCUCCCCCACCUGCUCCAGCCCCAACUCCAUCUUCCCCAGUAGAAACUCCGCAGCCAGUUGAGAGAGCAGUUACUCCAGAACCUCCACGUGAGACAGAUCAGGCUCAAUCGAAGGUUGAGCAGCCAUCCAAGGAUGAGAGACCAGAAGGCACAAAGACACCACCUGGUGGAAGUCAAGAAAGGAUGCAUGAAAAACUACAUGGAACAGAGGAUUUACUGGCAAAAAGUGAAGCAAGGAAGAAGCUACCAGACAAAAAUCUUGAUUUUCAGGUGAGGGUUAGGAUUAUCGAGGGUCGUCAGCUUGCAGGAGCUAACAUCAGCCCUGUGGUCCGUGUGACAAUGGACAAUCAGUCACGGCAGACUAAAGUCAUCAAAUCAACCAACAAGCCAUUUUAUGACGAGGUGUUUUUCUUCAAUUUCAAUGUUACACCACACAAACUGUUUGAUGCUCAAGCCCUGUUUGAGGUUUUUAAUUCCAAGAAAUUAAGAGCAAAUGCAAUGGUGGGGAGUUUUCAGUGUGAUGUUGGAUUCUUCUAUGAUGAACCUUCUCAUUCUGUACUAAGGAAGUGGAUACUUUUAUCUGACCCAGAGGAUAAAAUGGCAGGAGCAAAAGGCUACUUGAAAGUUACAGUUAUGGUUCUUGGACCUGGUGAUGAAGCCCCAGUAGUGACGAUAACUGAGGAUCAAGAUGACCUUGAUGAUAUUGAAGAUAACUUGAUCCAACCUCCAGGCAUGAUGCUUAGACCUGCAGUUUUCUCCUUGAGAGUGUAUAGAGCUGAGGAUAUUCCACAGAUGGACUCUGCUGUAUGUGAGACAAUUAAAAAAUCCUUUGUUGGUGGGGAGAUGAAAGAGUUGGUUGACCCUUACAUGAUGUUCUCAUUUGCUGGCAAAGAAGCAAGAACGGAUGUACACAAAAACUGUGAUCACCCUGAAUUCAAACAAGAGCUACAUGUUCCAUUUCAGUUCCCUACAAUGGCAGAAAAAUUAAAGUUGCAGUUAUGGGACUGGGACAAAUUAAGUGGCGAUGACUGCAUUGGAACGUAUUACCUUCCCAUGUCUGAAAUAUCUGGACAAGGAGAGGAAGGUUACCUGCCAAGGUUUGGACCCUGCUUCAUAAACUUUUACGGCUCCACAAGAGAAUACUCAGAUCUUCCUGAUGAAUUUGAUGAUUUGAAUAUUGGCGUUGGUCAGGGUGUAGCAUACCGUGGCCGAGCUUUAGUUGAGCUGGAGACAAAGUUGGACACUCAACCUACCAAGAUGGUCGAAGAAGUACUAAAUGAUGACAUUAUACGAGUUCAGACUUAUCUACGUCGGCGUAAAUACAAGCUGUUUGCCUGCUUCCUGGAAGCCACACUGGUCGCUUGUACUGAUGGACCUGUUACUUUUGAAAUAAGCAUAGGUAACUAUGGAAACCAGCUGGACUUGUCAGUGCCGCCCUCGUCGUCUUCUACGUCACCAACAAACGCCAUAUUUGAUGGAAGCUACUAUUACUUCCUGCCAUGGAAUGAUAUUAAACCGUGUUGUAAUGUAGAUAGUCACUGGGAAGAUAUCGCCUUCAGACUGGAGCCACGAAAUAUUCUGACACGGAUAUGUGAACAACUUGAGUCAGACUUGGAAAAAGUUCAGCUGGCUGUUUCUGAGAAAGCAACUCUAACAACCGUUGCUGUUCUUACAAUUAAAAUGCUGGAUACAUUGAUAGAGAGCUGCAGAAAACCGCUUCCGCAGUUGGCAGCCAAAACACCCGGAAUCAACGAUCUUGAUCUGAAGAGAAGAGACACACGAGAAAGUGAAUUGAAAUGUAUCAUCGAAGAGGCCUCAAAACUUCGUACAAGUGCGACUGACGUAGAUGAAACGAUUGGAGUCGUGGAGGAUUUUUUAAAGAAGCUUCAUUUCCUUGCAGUAGAGCCGCAGAAUAGUAUGCCAGAUGUGGUGAUUUGGAUGAUGAGUGGAGAGAAGAGAAUAGCUUAUCAUCGUAUCCCUGCCUAUGAUCUUCUGUACUCAACACAUGUAGGGGCUCGUGGAAAAUACUGCGGAAAGACACUGGAUUUAUUUAUGCAGUACCCCGGAAAGAAACAGUUUAACCUAGAGGACUACCCAGAAGUUCCCGCUCAAGUCCGCGUCAUGCUGUGGCUUGGACUUGAGAAAGACCAAGAGGCCUGGACUAACCGCCAAGAGACUGAGGGCGACUUUUGCGUAUUCGCGGAAACGUACGAGAACCAAAUGAGUGUGCUUGGUAACUGGACUGCUAAAGGACUCCCACGGCCUGCCUGGUCAAAUGCUGGUGGAACGCUGAAGCUGUUAAAGGACUCGUUUAUUCCUCCUGAUGGCUGGAGUUUUGAUGGAAAGUGGUUUGUUAAUCCAGAGCUAAGCUUAGCGUAUGAAAAGGACUCAGGCUGUAAAAGUUUUAUGGAGGACGUGUUUGAAAACGAAGAACGUUUUCCUGGGGGACACUGGUCGCCAGCAUCAGUAAAUUGGACAGACAUUCACGAAAAUGCUGCCACUGCUAAGGACUCAAUAGUUGCCCCUGAAGGCUGGGAGUGGACUUCAGAAUGGAACGUGGACACCAACAGGGCGGUGGAUGAGGACGGCUGGGAGUACACUGUAGACAUAAGUAUAGGAAGUUAUGUGGCAGUGGAGAAAACGUAUCAUAUGUCGAGGAGAAGGAGAUGGGUUCGCAGCAGAAGCUUGAUGAAAUCUACCCACAAAGAGGAAAAGGGCCAGGAAAAGGUCGACACAGAGGGGUGGGAAUAUGCUGCAGUGUUUUCAUCAAAGUUUCACAGCAAAUGCCGCACUCGAGAUUUGGUUCGGCGUCGAAGAUGGCAUCGAAAAAUGGUUCAAACAGAUCCGACAGCGCCAGCUGUGUUUCAAAUUUCUGACGAGGGUAGAAAGGGAAUAAUGAUGGUGCCCCGGAUGUUCAUCACAUUUGAAAAACCUCACAAGUAUCAGCUGAGAGUGUACCUAUUUCAAGGGCGGGACCUCCUGCCUGCAGACCCUGAUGGACUGUCUGAUCCCUAUGUCCGCAUUUCUUUUGGUACUCAGAGUCAGGUAUCAGAGAUCAUUCACCGCACAUUGUGCCCCACUUGGGACCAGACUCUCAUCUUUGAAAAUGUCCACAUCUACGGUAGUCCUGAAAUCACUGAGGCAUCACCUCCACGUGUCGUCUUGGAACUCUUUGAUCAAGACCCUGUGGGUAGAGAUGAGUUUAUGGGUCGCUGUGUGGAGUCACCUGUUGUUAAAUUAAAUGGCCAGGCACCGCCAGCUCCAAGACUUCUUUGGGAACCAGUGAAAAAAGGCACGGAAGAUGGCGGGGAAAUUUUGGUUGCGUUCGAGCUUUUCCUGGACGAGGGAGCUGACUUACCUUACUUUCCACCCACCAAAGAACACAAACCGUCAUUGUACAUGGUACCCAGUGGAAUCAGACCCGCGGUUCAGCGCACAGCUAUUGAGGUCUUAUGCUGGGGCGUUCGAAACAUGAAGAAGUUUCAACUGGCCAAUGUCUCCUCGCCAAGCAUCGAGUUCGAAUGCGGAGGUCACGUGAUUCAAUCGUCGACUAUUAAGAACACUCAGAAAAAUCCCAACUUUGACGAACCGCUGUUCUUUUUUGACACGUACCUUCCUAAAGAGGAACUCUACACUCCACCCAUGAAUAUCAAAGUGCGGGAUAACCGCUCAUUUGGCCGCCGACCCGUUGUCGGUGUUUACUGCAUCAAGUCACUGCAGCCUUACAGGUGCUUGCCUCUGGACGGCAAUGAUUUGGGUGACGAUGAAGCCGAUGCAGCCAAAGAUGAAGAGUCUGGUUCUUACUUACUUGACAUCGCUGAAGAGACGGACAAAACGGAAUUGGUUGAGGAGGACAUUGACUGGUGGUCGAAGUAUUACGCCUCACUGAGCGAUUAUGAUAAAUGUGGAGAUUACAUAGAGCGUGGCUACGACAAGAUAAUUGUGUAUGAGCAAGAGCUUGAAAAAGUGGACGUUUUUGAAAAGUUCCAAGACAUGGUUAAGACGUUUGAACUUCAUCGUGGAAAAGCCAAACCUGGAGAGGACGCCACUGUAGUUGGCGAAUUUAAGGGAGCAUUUCAUGUGUACCCGUUACCAGGCAACCCAAAUCUCCCAUUGCCGCCUCGUAUCCUGAGAAACUUGCCUCCCAGCGAACCGGUUGAGUGUCUGGUCAGAGUUUAUGUCAUAAAGGCUAUUGACCUUCAACCCAUGGAUCCUAAUGGCCUGGCUGAUCCGUAUCUAGUCGUAUCUCUCGGGAAAACUAAGAUAAAGGAUCAAGACAAGUAUAUUCCUAACACGCUGAACCCUGUCUUUGGAAAGAUGUUUGAGGUUACGGCCCACAUCCCAAUAUCUAAAGACCUGUGUGUCACAGUGAUGGAUUAUGAUCUGAUUGGUAAAGAUGACAAGAUUGGAGAGACAGUUGUAGAUCUGGAAAAUCGGUUUCUGUCAAAGUUUGGAGCCAUGUGUGGCCUGCCUCAAACCUACUGCACUUCCGGUAUUAACAAAUGGCGUGACGCUCGCACACCAAGGCAGAUUUUGGACAAGUACUGCGAGACAAACAACUUCCAUAAACCGAAAUUUAUGGGUAACAACAAAGUAAUAUUCCACGGAGAUGCGUACUGGCUGGAAGAUUUUGAGAUUGGAAUGACAAUAUCUCCUCACAUGGGUCCCCCUGAUCAACGCCUUGCCUUGCACUUGCUGAACGGUUUACCACUGGUGCCAGAGCACGUGGAAACGCGACCGCUGUACAACACCUUGCAGCCUGGUGUAGAACAGGGAAAACUUCAGAUGUGGGUGGACAUUUUCCCUAAAAAUUAUGGACCGCCAGGGUUACCGUUUAACAUCUCACCCCGAGAGCCUGGAGAGUACAUGUUACGUGUCAUCAUAUGGAACACGAGUGACGUCAUUCUUGAGGAAGUGUCUGCUUUGGGUGAAGCGAUGAGCGACAUUUACGUGAAAGGAUGGAUAUCGGGGAUUGAUAAACAAGAAAAGACAGAUGUUCACUACAGGUCUCUGGACGGUACAGGCAACUUUAACUGGCGAUUUCUGUUCCCGUUCUUGUAUAUUCCGGCCGAAAAAGUUAUGGUUGUAAGAAAAAAGGCACACUUCUGGAGCCUUGAUAUAAGAGAGCAGAGGAUUCCCCCUAAACUGAUUCUUCAGAUCUGGGAUAACGACCUUUUCUCUCCGGACGAUUUCCUCGGUACGUUAGAAUUGAACUUAAACAAAAUGCCAAAACCUGCCAAAAAUGCCCGCAAGUGCAGCUUAGAUCAGCUUCCAGGAUUGAAAGACAAACCGCGACGAAACAUAGAGACAGUGUCACUGUUUGAUUUGAAGCGAACAAAUGGAUGGUGGCCUGCAGUCGGAACGGCGGAUGGAGAGCAAAUCUUGGCGGGUAAAAUAGAGAUGACUUUAGAACUGUUGACACAACAAGAAGCUGAGGAGAAGCCCGCUGGAACAGGACGAGAUGAGCCGAACCAAAACCCAACACUGGAUCCACCAAAUCGUCCUGCCACAUCCUUUGCCUGGUUCUCGUCUCCAUUCAAAAGCCUGCGUUACAUUUUGUGGCGCCGUUACAAAUGGAAGAUCAUCACAUUCUUGGUGAUCUGUCUCCUAUUAGCUAUGGUAGUCCUGUUUUUUUAUGCAAUGCCGGGUUAUACUAUGAAGAAGAUAAUCGGUGUUUGAAGACAACCAAUCUCAGCAUUUUACCACAGUAUUAUCAGCGGGGAGACCACAAUUAACAGGGAUAGUUGUACGUGAAAUCGACAUGAGGCUGGAGACUUUAAGGGAGCGUUUCUCUCCGAAUUUCAACAAUGACCCAAGAACGGUUUAGCAACCUAUCGCUACCAG
Messenger RNA from Pocillopora verrucosa, 5954 nucleotides. RefSeq names its product myoferlin. Lineage: Eukaryota; Metazoa; Cnidaria; Anthozoa; Scleractinia; Pocilloporidae. Gene Ontology annotation, cellular component: membrane. The record is from RefSeq and is a predicted model, not a curated record. Gene Ontology annotation, biological process: membrane fusion; plasma membrane organization.